AUCAUGAUCAAAGCCCAUGAGCUGAACUUCGACAACGGAGAAUAUGUUUUCUUCAACAUUGAUCUUUUCAGCAGCAAGAACGCCAGUGAGACGCCAUGGUACCGAUCAGAUGAUACGUCGGAGCGUAAUGACAAGGCCAGAAAAGCUUACGAAAGCCUAAUGACCGUCACCUUGAGAAUGCCUACAAGCACUGAGUACAGGGAGUUUUCCAACGAAGUCAAGGCGAGAGCUGCAGAGAUGUAUCCUAACUUUACCUAUGGAGAAGAUGAGGCUAUCACCCGCAGAAUGUGGAACAGAACCUUUACAGGGAUAACUGGUAACGUGAGUAUCGAUGCCAAUGGAGACCGAAAUGCUGAUUACUCGCUGCUGGACCUCAAUCCCAAAACUGGCAGAUUUGAGGUGGUCGCGAACUACUUUGGCAACGAGAGGUACUACCGCCGUGUGGAAGGAAAAGAAAUCCACUGGGCCGGUGGGAGGCAGGGUCCACCCCCCGACACUCCCAAGUGUGGAUUUGAUGGAUCCAAAUGUCCUCCAGAUGAACCUUUCCCGGAGUACGGCAUUGUCAUCAUUGUUCUUGGAACAUUGCUUUUGCUAGUUCUUAUUGUAGUCUUCUCUAUAUACAGGCACAUCAAACUGGAAGCAGAACUGGCAGAAAUGAACUGGCGAGUGCGGUGGGAUGACAUCCUGUUUGGAGUGCUGGAGAAAAACAAAAAGAUGGACAGACAAGGAAGCAGACUAAGCCUUGGGAGGAGUUCAGUGUCCACGGGCUGUUCAGGGGACACAAUCGCCGUACACUUGAAUGAUGCCCGCAACCGGCAGCUGUUUACCAAGACUGGAUACUACAAGGGCGCCAUCAUCGCCAUCAAACCCAUCAAUAGAAACAACAUCACCAUCACCAAGCCAAUGUUACUGGAAAUCAAGAGGAUGAAAGAUCUGCAGAAUGAUCACAUUGUCCGGUUCAUCGGAGCCUGUAUAGACUGCUCCAACUGCUGCAUCCUCACGGAGUACUGCCCCAAAGGGAGUCUACAGGAUGUUCUAGAAAACGAUCAAAUCAAGCUUGAUUGGAUGUUCCGUUAUUCUAUCAUGCAAGACAUUGUCAGGGGAAUGGCAUACCUACAGGGUACAGAGAUCCACUCCCAUGGCAACCUGAAGAGCAGCAACUGUGUUGUGGACAGUCGGUUUGUGGUCAAGAUUACCGAUUUUGGACUGCACCACCUUCGGGGGACGGCUAACCCCAGCGAGGAGGACAAGCAGAACUACAGUUAUUAUCAAAGUAUGCUAUGGACAGCACCUGAGUUGCUACGGAUGACCUACCGCCCACCGGAAGGAACCGUCAAAGGGGAUGUCUACAGCUUUGCCAUCAUCUGCCAAGAAAUUGUUUACAGAAAUGGAGUAUUCUACAUACAGCAUUAUGAUCUGUCGCCACAAGAAAUCUACCAAAAGGUCAAACUUGGCAUGAAGCCAUACUUUAGGCCCACAUUAGAAGAAUUUGACUGCCCUUGUGAUGAGCUGGCCGGUGUUAUCAGACGGUGCUGGUCUGAAGACCCUGCAGACAGGCCAGAUUUUCAAGCUCUGAAGUCUAUAAUUAGAAAGUUAAACAGGGAUGGAGACAAGGGGAACAUCCUGGACAAUCUGUUGUCUCGCAUGGAGCAGUACGCCAACAAUUUGGAGGCCUUGGUGGAAGAACGUACAGCAGACUAUUUGCAACAGAAGAAGAAGGCAGAAGAUCUAUUGUAUAAUAUGUUACCAAAAAAAGUUGCCUCGCAGCUAAUCAGGGGCGAAUCCGUCACAGCCGAGUGGUAUGACAAUGUGUCGAUAUACUUCAGUGACAUCUGUGGUUUCACUGCCUUGUCUGCGGAGAGUACGCCGAUGGAAGUUGUCGAUCUGCUGAAUGACUUGUACACAACGUUUGACUCAAUUAUCGAACAUUUUGACGUCUAUAAGGUGGAGACAAUAGGGGACGCCUACAUGGUGGUCUCUGGACUUCCUGACCGGAAUGGAAACAUCCAUGCGCGUGAGAUCGCCAGAAUGUCCUUGUCCUUGCAGAAAGCAACCUUGACCUUCCGUAUACGUCAUAAGCCGGACUACCAACUGAAGAUCAGGAUAGGCAUUCAUACAGGGCCUGUAUGUGCUGGUGUGGUAGGCCUGAAGAUGCCUAGGUAUUGUCUCUUUGGGGACACAGUGAACACGGCCUCAAGAAUGGAAUCGAAUGGUCUACCUCUCAAAAUCCACGUCAGCCCGCAGUGUAAAGAGGUUUUAGACUAUUUUGGCUCAUUUGAAUUAGAACUCAGGGGAAAUGUAGAAAUGAAGGGCAAGGGUCAAGUGGUGACUUACUGGCUUCUAGGGGAGAAAAACACAAGUGACAGCCCUGGUGUUUCGCUCAAUAUUUUGUGA
Molecule: messenger RNA, 2394 nt
Organism: Candidula unifasciata
Lineage: Eukaryota; Metazoa; Mollusca; Gastropoda; Stylommatophora; Geomitridae
Source: the annotation of a GenBank genome assembly